AUGGCUGGAAGGAAUGACGCUGCAAUGGCUGCCGCAAUGCAAGCGAUGGCACAAGCUGUGCAGAACUUGCCAAAUGCUGGUGGAGAUGCUGGAUCACGUAGCUUGGCGACUUUUCAAAGAGAGAAUCCGCCGGUGUUUAAAGGGAAGCAUGAUCCAGAUGCAGCCUUGGGAUGGUUGAAAGAGAUCGAGAGAAUCUUCCGUGUUAUGGAUUGCACUCCAGCUCAGAAGGUUCGGUAUGGUACUCACAUGCUAGCAGUCGAAGCUGAUGACUGGUGGCUAGAGACUCACGAGAGGUUGACCGUGGCAGGUGAAGUCAUUACUUGGGAUGUAUUCCGUAGGGAAUUCAUGAGAAAGUAUUAUCCGGAAGAUGUCCGUGGUAAGAAAGAAAUUGAGUUCCUUGAGCUGAAGCAAGGAAACAUGUCUGUCACUGAUUAUGCUGCAAAAUUUGUGGAGUUGUCCAAAUUUUAUCCUCAUUACACUGGUGCUGGUGCUGAAUUUUCAAAGUGCAUCAAGUUUGAAAACGAAGACAAUAAUGCUCAUUACAAGAUUGUCAGUGACCGCAGGGGCAAGCAACAUCAAAACCGUGGCAAGCCGUAUGAUGCUCCAGUGGGAAAAGGGAAACAAGGAGUUGCUCCGGCUCAGAAGACUAGUAGGGGAGGUGCUCCUGCUGGUAUAGUUUGCUUCAAAUGUGGUCAGGCUGGUCAUAAGAGUAAUGUAUGCACUGCUGAAGUAAAGAGGUGUUUUCGCUGUGGUAAGACUGGCCAUGCAAUAGCUGAUUGCAAGCACAAGGAAAUGAUUUGUUUUAAUUGUGGCGAAGAAGGGCAUAUUGGAAGUCAGUGUCAGAAGCCAAAGAAAUCUCAAACUGGAAAGGUGUUCGCAUUGACCGGAACUCAAACCUCCAGUGAGGACAGACUUAUCCGAGGUACAUGUUUCAUAAAUGGUACUCCUUUAAUUACUAUUAUUGAUACCGGUGCUACACACUGUUUUAUUUCUGCUAACUGUGCUCGAAGACUGGGUUUGAAAUUGUCCGCUUUGGAUGGUGAAUUGAUUGUUGAGACCCCAGCUAAGGGAUCAAUAACUACUUCUUUGGUAUGUUUAAAAUGUCCUUUGUCAAUCUUCGAUAAAGAUUUCUAUGUUGAUUUAGUAUGUUUGUCGUUGGAUGGGAUGGAUGUAAUUCUUGGUAUGAACUGGUUAGAGUAUAAUUAUGUUCAUAUAAAUUGUCAUCAUAAGUCGGUGAGGUUUUCCACUCCUGAAGAGGAAGGAGUUGACUUAUUACCUUUCAGAGAAUUGCGAAAAUUGAUGAAAGAGGGAGCUCAGAUGUUUUAUUUGAUGGCGAUGUUGUCGGUUGAGAGUAAAGCUAAGAUUGAGGAACUGUUCAAGAUAAUGCUAAAAGUGUAUGAUGAAACCGCUAAAGCAUCUUUAACAUUGUUUGAUCAAGAGGCACAAAAUCUACUCAAUACAACGGCUCAAAUGCUCUUGCAACAACUAGCUAACACGUCUUCACCAUCAAUACUACAUAAUCUAUGUCAUCGUACUUGUAUUUUUGAAAUAAAGUUUGCAAAAAACUUAAAAGAAGGAUCGCAAAUCUACACAGAGUCCAUAUCACCACCAAUGAUUCAAAAUAAUGAAGAUCACCAAGAAGAUGAAAAAGAAGAAGAAGAACGUGCAAGAGGAAAUGAUGGUGACAACAUCAAUGGUAAACCAUACAAGAAAAGAUAA
Molecule: messenger RNA, 1719 nt
Organism: Lathyrus oleraceus (garden pea)
Lineage: Eukaryota; Viridiplantae; Streptophyta; Magnoliopsida; Fabales; Fabaceae
Exons: 4
Coding region: 1-1719 (572 amino acids)
Molecular function (GO): zinc ion binding; nucleic acid binding
Source: RefSeq, a predicted model, not a curated record